This is a messenger RNA of Aspergillus welwitschiae, 876 nucleotides long. RefSeq names its product rRNA-processing protein RRP15. Gene Ontology annotation, biological process: maturation of 5.8S rRNA; maturation of LSU-rRNA. The record is from RefSeq and is a predicted model, not a curated record. The transcript has a single exon. Bases 1 to 876 code for a protein of 291 amino acids. Gene Ontology annotation, cellular component: preribosome, large subunit precursor. NCBI's taxonomy places the organism in Eukaryota, Fungi, Ascomycota, Eurotiomycetes, Eurotiales, Aspergillaceae.
AUGCCUCCCCACAUGAAAAAGCGCAAGGUUCUCGAGUCGUUGCAGGCCGGCCCUAAGAAGAAGUUCAGAAAGCAGCGCGAAUACCACAGCAGCUCCGAAGAAGAGUCCGAAGACGAUGAACCUACCGAUUUCAAGGCUGUCAGCUUGGCGGACUCUGACGCUGAAGAUGAAGUCCAAGUGAAGAAGCCCAAGAAGCAGACCAAGUCGAUUGGCGCCUCUACGAAGAGAAAAGCGGAGGAGAAAGACGAAAGCUCCGACGAGGUAGCCGACGAUGACGAGGACGACGAGGAGGAUGGUGAUGUUGAGUCUGAAAUCGACUCUGAAGGAUCCGACGAUGAAGAAGGUGCCGACUCCGAUACUUCUGCACCUGCGACAACGGGUCGCAGAGCUGUCUCUAAGCGCAAUGAUCCCUCGGCCUUCUCUACCUCUAUCGCAAAAAUUCUGUCCACCAAACUCCCCACAUCCGUUCGAGACGAUCCCGUGCUGGCGCGCAGCAAAGCCGCUGCCCAGAAGAGCACCGACGUUGCAGAGGAGAAGCUGGAUCGGCAAGCGCGGGCCAAGCUUCGUGCGGAGAAGAAGGAAGAGCUGGACCGUGGUCGUAUUCGCGAUGUCAUGGGUCUUCAGCGUGGUCAGGCGGGUGCGGUUGCGGAGGAGGAGAAGCGUCUGCGCAAGAUUGCCCAGCGUGGUGUGGUGAAGCUGUUCAAUGCCGUCCGCGCCGCCCAGGUGCGCGGAGAGGAAGCAGCCAAGGCAGAGCGCAAGAAGGGUACCGUUGGUAUUGACGAGCGCGAGAAGGCCGUGAACGAAGUCAGCAAGCAGGGAUUCUUGGACUUGAUCAGCGGGAAGAAGGGCAAGGCGUUGAAGAUUGAGGAGGCUUAA